Messenger RNA from Eimeria tenella, 468 nucleotides. RefSeq names its product BRCA2 repeat-containing protein, putative. NCBI's taxonomy places the organism in Eukaryota, Apicomplexa, Conoidasida, Eucoccidiorida, Eimeriidae. The record is from RefSeq and is a predicted model, not a curated record. The transcript is spliced from 2 exons. The coding region runs from base 1 to 468 and encodes 155 amino acids.
AUGUUUUGCUGCGCCUUGCGGGAGCAGCACGAGCUGCAGCAGCAGCAGCAGCAAGUGCUGCUGCAGCGCCACGGGCUGCCUGUGGAGGCCCUCAAGAACCACAGAACUGCUCCAACAACAACCACCACCACCAACAGCAGCAGCAGCAGCAGCAGCAGCAGCGCGAGUCUGCUGCGCUUCGACUGGCGCUGGUUUUGCCAUCACUACCGCCUCCUCGCCUUCUUCUUGUGUCUCCGCUGGCGGCAGCAAUAUUUGCUGCGGUCUUUGCGGGGGCCCCCGCCCCCGCCCCCGAGUCCGCUGCUGCUGCUGCAGCAGCUGCUGCUGCGAGCAGCAAAAGAAGCAGAUGGCUGGCGCUCCUGUCUCCGCCGCAUUUGUGAAGGAGAUGCUGCAGCAGCACUUCCUCUUGCUCUGGGCGUUCUUGGCUGGCGGGAUCUGGGCGGCAGGUGCAGAUCCGCCCACAGGCUCUAG